Vicia villosa (hairy vetch) is the source of this 1391-nucleotide messenger RNA. Its product is annotated as metalloendoproteinase 2-MMP-like. The record is from RefSeq and is a predicted model, not a curated record. The coding region runs from base 249 to 1247 and encodes 332 amino acids. Gene Ontology annotation, molecular function: metalloendopeptidase activity; zinc ion binding. Gene Ontology annotation, cellular component: extracellular matrix. The transcript has a single exon. NCBI's taxonomy places the organism in Eukaryota, Viridiplantae, Streptophyta, Magnoliopsida, Fabales, Fabaceae. Gene Ontology annotation, biological process: proteolysis; extracellular matrix organization; collagen catabolic process.
GAGAAAAACAGAAAACUAGAUCACUAGAUGGAUAACUUAUACCAAUCAUAUAAACUAGAUCUAGGUAACAAAAAAUUACAGAAGAUGCAAUGCCUAUCCUAUCCUAUCCCAUCCAAGUGGAGAAGAUGCAAUGCACAUGCUAUAUGAAUACUUCCCAAACCAGUGACAAAGUUCUAUAAAAAGCUACAACUUAAUUCACAUUUUCUCAAACCCAUACCAAAAAACAAUAUCACAACAAUCACUAAACCAUGAAACUCACAGCACUAAAUACCUUCACAUUCCUCUUCAUACUAUCUUUCCUAUUUGCAAAUGUCUCUGCAAGUGUCCCCAGGGGCUUGUUUGCUGAUUUGGCACCGGCACUUGAAUCAUCAAUCAAAAGCGAAAUCCCUUCCAUGUAUUUACGCAAACUUCAAAUUGAAGAAUUGCUCAAGCUCAAGUAUGAGACACAGCUAGAGAUUAUAAAACACUCUAAAGAGAAAACCCAGGACAUGUUCGAGUUCUUUCAGAUCUUAGAAAAAUACGGAUUCUUAAACUCUUCCACUUCGCCUUCAAAUUCCGAGGACGAAUCAUCAAUAAUCAAAUUUCAGCAAUAUUUUAAUCUCAAAAAAACAGGUCAGCUUGAUCAAAAUACAACUGAUACCCUUAUAAAGCCACGUUGUGGUGUUCCUGACAUCGUCAACUCGGAGACGUUUAAGCCAUGGUGGACGGGGAAAGAAUUAACAUAUGGUUUUCACCCGAAGAAUAAGGUAAAAAACCAAUUAAAGAUUUUCUUUCAGGAUGCAUUUAACCGUUGGUCAAAAGUAACAGGGUUGAACUUUACAGAGACAAUGACGUAUAGCGAUUCCGAUAUUAAGAUAGCAUUUUUAAAUUUAGAUGGAGAAGGUCAAAUGGUUGGAGCCACUUAUAUAAACGAAACUAGAAAUGAUAGGCUUAUGUAUUUUGAUAUAAACGAACAAUGGGUGUUCUCAAAUAAGAGUGAUAUUGAUGAGGAUGAUGUUGAUUUUGAAUCAGCUGUGAUGCAUCAAAUUGGUCAUUUAUUAGGGUUGGAACAUUCUUCUGUGGAAGAGGCUAUUAUGUAUCCGAUUGUAUUGCCUAAACAGAAGAUUGAGUUGGUGAAUGAAGAUGAUUUGCAGAAGAUUCAGCAAAUAUAUGGUGUCCAAAAUGAUGCAUCAGGUUCAAGUUUGUCAGUUGUCUUUUGGCCAUUUGGCUUCUUUGGGUUUGUUGUAUGUUUCUUGGGGUUAAUGUGAAAUUAGAAGCUACAACUAUUAUGUUAAAUGUUGGCUAUUGUAAAAUGAUGUCUUUUUCAAUUUGAGGAUGUGAGUAUUUGAAUUACUAAUGUCUUUCCUCAAAUCAAUGUAAUGUUUUUAUUUUAUCAAAAAUAUUGUUGUAUA